AUGGCAGACAACUUGCCUAUCGAUGUUAUCCGAUCACAUCAAGAGGAUCAAGAAUCCAUAGCGAGCUCUACACAUAAUCGCAGCAACUCGCAAUCGCAAACAACUCGGCCCGAAGCCAACGAUGACGCAGAAGAGAAAUACAAGCACGACGUGCCCCCAGACGGCGGCUAUGGGUGGGUCUGCAUUGCCUGUGUCUUUUGGAUAAAUGCCCAUACUUGGGGUAUCAACAGCAGCUACGGCGUUUUUCUCAGCUAUUAUCUUUCGCAUGAUGUUUUCCCUGGCGCAAAUUCCCUCUCAUAUGCAUUCACUGGUGGUCUUAGCAUUUCCUGUGCACUCCUAGUCGCUCCUCUAGCAACAUAUUUAAUUCAUCUCUACGGCAUUCGCCUCGUCCUCAACCUGGGCGUGUUUUUCGAGACACUGUCUCUGGUCGGCUCCUCCUUCGCCACUCAAAAAUGGCAUAUCUUCCUUAGCCAAGGCGUAUGUUUCGGCUGGGGAAUGGGUUUCUUGUUUGUUGGCAGUGUAGGAAUCGCACCACAGUGGUUCCAGAAACGUCGCGGCGUUGCGAUGGGUAUCACGGCUUCUGGAUCCGGACUCGGUGGACUAAUGUAUUCGCUUGCUGUCGGAGCCAUUAUUCCUCGAUACGGACUAGGUUGGGCAUUCCGAAUUCUCGGCAUAAUCUCGUGCGUGGUGAAUGUCGUGUGUGCGAAUCUCCUUCGAGAUCGAAAUAAGCUAGUUGGAAGUCGCUUUUCGCCCUUCCACGCGCCGUUGCUGCGGAAGCCGGAAUUCAUUCUUUUUCUCGGCUGGGGAUUCUUCAGUAUGCUGGGGUAUGUAGCUCUGCUGUUCAGCGUGGCUAAUUUUGCGCUUUCGGUUGGCCUAUCGGCUCAUCAGGGGAGUGUUGUUUCUGCGCUUUUGAAUCUUGGACAAGGUCUUGGACGACCAUUUGUCGGGAUGUUCAGUGAUACAUUUGGACGGAUAAAUAUAGCCACAUUUUUAUCAUUUAUAUGUGGGCUGUUUUGUCUGGUUAUCUGGGUUUUUGCUGAUAGUAUGGGUGUUGUUUGCUUCUUUGCUGUUUUGGUUGGUACUGUCUCGGGCACGUACUGGGCGACUGUCUCGCCGGUGCUGGUGGAGAUUAUUGGGCUGAGAGAUCUUCCUUCUGGUCUAAGUAUUAACUGGCUAUGGCUUGUUGCGCCUUGUACCGUCUCAGAGGCUAUUGCGUUGGAGCUGCGUCGCCCUACUUCCAGUGGUGGGACUUCGUAUCUUCAUGUACAGCUGUUUACUGGGUUCAUGUAUGUGGCUGGUUCCAUUUGUUUGUGGAUUGUUCGGGGCUGGAAGAUCGGGGAGUUGCAGCGGGCUGAGCAGAAACAACAGUCUGCCGUGCGCCGGGAGCCUUUGACUGGAACUGGGGACGACCGCCAAAAGGAGGGCUCCCCUGCAGCUUUUCCGGCUACUCUGCAAUCUGGAGAAGACAUGCAGACGAGUUCAGUGUGGACUCCAUUUAACUUAACUCGACAAAUGUUUGCCUUGGAGAGGGUGUAA
Molecule: messenger RNA, 1536 nt
Organism: Penicillium angulare
Lineage: Eukaryota; Fungi; Ascomycota; Eurotiomycetes; Eurotiales; Aspergillaceae
Product: MCT family MFS transporter
Exons: 2
Coding region: 1-1536 (511 amino acids)
Biological process (GO): transmembrane transport
Molecular function (GO): transmembrane transporter activity
Source: RefSeq, a predicted model, not a curated record